AUGCCGCAUUCCCCCUGCCGCAACCCCCCUUCUGCAUUCCCCAUACCGCAUCCCCGAUUCCGCAUCCCCCCUGCCGCAUUCCCCCUGCCGCAAUCCCCUAGACGCAUUCCCCUUGCCGCGUUCCCCCUUCUGCAUUCCCCUUUCCUCAAUCCCCCUUCCGCAUUCCCCUGCAUGCCUCAUACUCACCCCCUCGUGCGCGACGCCAUUCACAGGGGCCCGGUAGUUGGCACUGCCUCGUCUGCACCCCUCCCCCACCUCCGCUUCCUCAUGCUGCUCUGGCAAGAUUCUCUGUCACAGUCUCUCUGUAUUCCCCUUCUCUCCUCCCCUGUCCCAUCUCUCCUCCUCUGUCCCAUCUCUCCUCCCCUGUCCCAUCUCUCCAUCUCCCCAUCUUUCCUUCCCCCCUCUGUACCCCCUCAGUACCCCCUCUCAUUUCCGUCAUUUCCCCCUCUGCUCCUCAUUUCGGCCGCAGCUUAUACUAAGGGGGCUCAUUUCCCCCUUAGUGAUUCCCAUUUCCCUCUAUGUUUCCCCUCUUUUUCCCAUAUGCUUCCUCGCAUAUCCCCCCUUUUCCGCCCCUUCUUUUUUCAUCUCCCCACCCUUCCACCGCCUCACCCCAGCCUAAGGCACAACUCCCUCACACAAGGCGCCACGUCCGCCAAGGCAAAGAGGACAAAAUCAACGAUUUUGCACGAGGUGAGUCAGCCUUAUUCCACCCUUCCGUGCCCUGCCAUUCCACCCCUGCCCUUCCCCUUCUGCCCUGCCAUUCCCCCACCGCCCUUCACUACCUGCUGCGCUCUUUCCCCCAUUCCCAUUCCCUCCCUGCCCUGCCCUUCCCCCACUGCCCUUCCCUCUCUCCCUACCCUGCCCUCCCUUCCCCCUCAUCAUGCCAUCAAUUUCCCCCCUGCUAGCCCUCCCUUCCCCCUCAUCAUGCCAUCUGUUGCCCCCCCUGCUAGCCCUCCCUUCCCCCUCAUCAUGCCAUCACUCUCCCCCCUGCUAGCCCUCACUUCCCCCUCAUCAUGCCAUCACCCUCCCUUCCCCCUCAUCAUGCCAUCGCUAGCCAGCCCUCGCCCAUGCGGGAGCCAGCGCAGCUGUCGCCUGAAGCAGAUUAACGCGUACGGGAGGAGCUGCGUUGACGGGCAGUGUGUGCGAGGAGGAGGGGACGCAGCCGCAAUUGAAGAGCAGCCGCACGAGGUGGAGGUGGAGGCCCAGGUGCAAUGUGGAGUGGCCGAGGCCAAGGUUGGUAUGUUGCUGCAGCAGGUGGCGGCAUCCCAGCAGGCAGAGCUGGCUCUCAAGAUACAAGGUGUGGAGCAGGAGGGGCAGAGGGCUGCCCUUGCCGGGGAGCUGAAUGCAUGCCGUGCAGAACAGGAAAGAAUUGCCGCUGAACUUGGAAGAAUUGCUGCUGAGAGGGACCGAUUCUUUGGGGAAGCAGCACGGCUGCGCGUUGAACGGGAGGUGAUGCAGAAGCAGGUGGAGGAGAAGGAGAGGGCAUUGGGGCAUGCAGCAAUGCAGCUAGCAGCUGCUAACGAGAGAAGUGCAGCUGUGAGGGACAAAGCUGCAAUGCAAGAAAGACAGCUGAGGGCAGAUUUGGAAGAGGCACAAAAGCGGAUGGGGGUUCUAGUGGAGGAGAAGGAGAGGGCUCUGGAAGAGCAGAAGUGUGCUUUUGAAGACGCUCUUGAGGGAGCAAGGAGGAAAGUGGUGGAGGUAGAAGAUGUUGCAAGAGAGAAGGUGAGGUUGUUGGAAGAUGUGAGAGAGAAGGUGAGAAAGUUAGAAGAGGAGAAGAGGACGUUGCAGGAGGCGUUUGAGGGUUUGAAGAGACAGCAGGCAGAGACGGAAGCUGCUGGGAGACAACAGGUGAUGGCGUUGGAAGGGCAAAAGUGGAAAUUGGAGGAGCUGGUUGUGGAUUUGAAGAGAAAACAUGUUGAGGCGGAAGCUGCUGGGAGAGAGAAGUUGAGGGUGUUGGAAGGGCAGAAGAGUCAGAAUUCUCUGUUCAAACUCGCUGCUGUCAGAGACGUUCCCUUGUCAGUGAACUACGAAUUUGAACCACAGGAUUUCACUUCAGAGCUCUCGAACUCCUUCCCUACCCUCCCGAAGCCGAGCUAUCCCGAACUCAAUGACACCCGAGUGCGGUUCAGUGAGUUUCCACACGGUAGUUAG
Molecule: messenger RNA, 2151 nt
Organism: Closterium sp. Naga37s-1
Lineage: Eukaryota; Viridiplantae; Streptophyta; Zygnematophyceae; Desmidiales; Closteriaceae
Source: the annotation of a GenBank genome assembly